Molecule: messenger RNA, 564 nt
Organism: Chaetura pelagica (chimney swift)
Lineage: Eukaryota; Metazoa; Chordata; Aves; Apodiformes; Apodidae
Gene: TLR5
Product: toll-like receptor 5
Molecular function (GO): protein binding
Source: RefSeq, a predicted model, not a curated record
AGGAUGCUACAUCAACAGCAGGUACUUGUCUUUGGAAUAUCACUAGCUAGUGGUUUAUGUGCAUUCAGAAGCUAUUACUAAGAAGCCCAAGUCUCUAUCUAUCACUCCUGCACCCUUAAAGCUAUUACACCUGUGCCAGAGCACACAAUGAAGCUUUUAUUAAGUUUCAACUAUGUCAGACAAGUGACUGCAACCUCUUUUCCACUGCUGGAGCACUUGUUGGGAAUUGGAAUGCAGCAUGUCUAUCCUCUUACCAUAGGAAAAGGAGCUUUCAGGAACCUGCCAAACCUUGCUGUCUUAGACUUGGGGUUCAGUAGGAUUCUUGAACUGGAUCUUGAUUUUUUUGUGGGCUUGCCAAGUCUGACUGUACUCUGCCCAUUUCAGAACCAGUAAGUUCAAGACUUGAGCUCGUUAGACGAAUUGGAUCUUUCAGGGAAUGAAAUCACAAAACUUCAGCCUCAUUCCUUAUUUUAUAAUCUAACAUUCUUGAAAAUUGUGAACCUGAAAUUCAGUAAGAUUUUCAACUUGUGUGUAAAUUCUAAUAAUUUGUACAAGACAGAUUAA